Molecule: messenger RNA, 2262 nt
Organism: Anneissia japonica
Lineage: Eukaryota; Metazoa; Echinodermata; Crinoidea; Comatulida; Comatulidae
Product: insulinoma-associated protein 1a-like
Exons: 1
Coding region: 466-1830 (454 amino acids)
Biological process (GO): neuron differentiation; negative regulation of transcription by RNA polymerase II; regulation of cell cycle process
Cellular component (GO): transcription repressor complex; nucleus
Molecular function (GO): DNA-binding transcription repressor activity, RNA polymerase II-specific; RNA polymerase II cis-regulatory region sequence-specific DNA binding
Source: RefSeq, a predicted model, not a curated record
CAAAGCCGGCACGCGGCUGGCUUCUAUACACAAAAGCGUUUAGAGGAACAAAGGAGGCGGUACCAGCGUGCACGUUGAUUGGUUGAGGCUGCAUUUGAAUAUUGUUUAAAUACCCUGGGUUUUAAAUCUUGCUCGGAAGUUUUUGCUGACACUCCCCCUCAUGAUUCAGUGGAGACGGUUAUACGUCUUAAAGAUUCUCAUUUCUCUUGGAAACAGAUGGUUGUGUUAUGAAAUAAGAUAAACCUGUGAAUUUCUGACUGCCAUAUGCCAGUGUGCUUCUUCUCGGAAAGAUCGAUGUGUCUAAUGAUCAACCUAUAACAAAGAACUGAUAGAAGUACCGUGCUUGAUUUGAUUUGCUGUCAUUCCUAUACGAAUCAUUCAGAACUAUCUUCCGCCGCUGUUCUAGCUUGCUGCAGGUGGUAACAGCAGAAUCUUGCAUCUUAUAGGACAAGUUGAUCGUACAAAAUGCCCAGAGGAUUUCUUGUGAAACGCAAUAAAAAGACAUCGCUUGUGUCCUACCGAUCGCGGUCAUCGGAUGACGAACACGACGACUUUUUAUCGGAGAAAGUAGGUUUGUCGCAGCAACAUUCGCCCUAUAAGCCAUUUCAUUCUCCGGAUUCCGGCUACGGCCAAAGUCCAAUAACGAUCCCAAGUGCUGAAUAUGGAGCGUUUGUAUUUGAAACGGAAUCGGUUCAGAGUAUACCUAGCCCUACGCCAUCGGUCCGAUCACUACCAUCACCAGUAUCGUCAAGAAAUUCCCCUGUUACUAAUUUGCCGAGCCUAGCGUUAUCUGCUGUGUCUGCACCAUCGACACCUAAACAACAGGCAGCAACAAGUUUGCAGGGGAGUCCAGUUCAGUCGCUGAAAAGGCCGUUUACAGACACCAUGGUCAAAUCGCCACCAAAAGCAAAGAAGUCUAAGUACAAGGCGGCACGAAAGUUGAAUUUUAGUGAGCAAAACAAUUCACCUGUAAACGGGACGAUUAUUAUGGCGGAUGAGGACGUGCAAGAUGAUGCAAACCAAAAUACCAAAGACGCUAAAAAGACCAGCAAUGCAGGUGAUAUAGUCUGCCAGUUGUGCAGGGGGAGUUUUAAUGAUCCCCUAUCGCUUGCUCAGCACAAAUGUUCAAGAAUUGUACAUGUUGAAUACCGGUGUCCCGAAUGCGACAAGGUUUUUAAUUGUCCCGCAAACUUAGCCUCACAUCGGAGGUGGCACAAACCGAGACCCCAAACCGUCUCCCGUCAAACAAACUCAUCGCAUAGAAUUCUACCAGCUGGCAUGAAAACAAACUCAAAACUCUUACAUAUUGACGGAAACAUGAGCCCGAGAAAGGCAACAUCACCGUUGUCGGACACUACAAGUUUAAGCGACCGCAGUACUCCAAGCCCUAGAUCGCCCGUCGAAGGUCCAGAUGAGCGGACGUACGAAUGCGAAUUAUGUGGGAAGAGGUUCCGUCGUCAGGGGUACUUACGAAAACACAUGCAACAGCACGGCGAGUCGCAUAAUCAUCCAUGUCAGUAUUGUGGCCGCGUUUUCGAUAGCUUGACUUCCAGAGAAAAACAUUUGCUCACGCACUUGUCAUCACCCCAAGAAGUUGUCUGUAAUAUUUGCGGUGGUGUAUUUUUUGAUAAGUUAGCGUUACAACAGCACGCAAAAAUGCACGAAACUCGAGAUACGUACAACUGUAAGUAUUGUAUCAAUUCGUUUCCGUCCCCCAAUGGACUCACUCACCACUUGAACAAAUGCCAUUCUGUUGACAAUCGAAACGUUCUCCUUCUACACGUUCCCCGUAUGGGACAAGAAAUCGAACGCAGUAUGAUUUCUGCAUAAACAUAUUAUAUUAAAAUGUAAAAAGAAUAAUUUUAAUAUAUUAUAUACAUUUUAAUGUUUUUACACUUUUCCUAUUUCCAUACAAUAAUUAUCACAUAAGCCUUAUCUAAAUACUUCAGAUAUAUUUGUAAGGAAACAACUUUUUAAAGACUCCUAAAGAUAAUGUUUUCUGAUGGUGGUUGUAAAGAUAUUAAAUCAAGUUUUGAGAAAAAGAGACACCGUCCCCAGUAGAUUUAUACUUCAUUUACCAUAUUUAGGUUAAUGCGAAUUAUCCCACUUUGAUUGAACGUUUCCGCUUCUAAAACGAUUUAGAUACUUUAGGCCUCCUAUUCUAAUGUUCGAAUAUGAAAGAUGUAAAUACCGUAUCAAUUAUAUUAGCUGCGGGGGAUUAUUGGUACGGGAAAACUAUUUCCGCGUACUGAUAUUGGGGGG